This is a messenger RNA of Penicillium bovifimosum, 2787 nucleotides long. RefSeq names its product mitochondrial elongation factor MEF2. The record is from RefSeq and is a predicted model, not a curated record. Gene Ontology annotation, cellular component: mitochondrion. Gene Ontology annotation, biological process: ribosome disassembly; mitochondrial translation. NCBI's taxonomy places the organism in Eukaryota, Fungi, Ascomycota, Eurotiomycetes, Eurotiales, Aspergillaceae. The transcript has a single exon. Gene Ontology annotation, molecular function: GTPase activity; GTP binding. The coding region runs from base 1 to 2787 and encodes 928 amino acids.
AUGGGCGCUUUUCCCUGGCAUGGUCGUGGCCCCGUUGUUGCGCUUCCCCCGGGGAUGCGCUGUAUGAGCUCCAAUUUAUACAAGAUACCGACUCUGGCGAAGAACAAUACAUGUUCAUCCCUCAGAGGUGCCCGGUCAGACUAUAGACAGCUCCAGCGCUUCUCUACGUCACGUACAUCCCAAAAUGGAGCUUUGGAUCGAACCCGGAAUAUCGGCAUCAUCGCCCAUAUCGAUGCGGGCAAAACCACUACUACCGAGCGCAUGUUAUUCUAUAGUGGCUUCACUCGGCGCAUUGGUGAUGUUGACGAAGGCUCAACCGUGACCGACUUCCUUCCCGCCGAGCGCGCUCGCGGCAUCACUAUCCAGUCGGCUGCCAUCACAUUCCAUUGGCCUCCCGGGGAGGUAGAUGAAACGUCAGGCCCGCAGACUGGGGAGCAGAACGAGAAAGCUCCACGGUCUAGCUACCCGCACACUAUUAACUUGAUUGAUACCCCUGGCCACGCCGACUUCACAUUCGAAGUCAUGCGGUCUUUGCGCAUCCUCGACGGCGCUGUCUGCAUAUUGGAUGGUGUUGCUGGCGUCGAAGCGCAGACAGAGAAAGUUUGGAAUCAGGCGAGCACGUAUCGAAUUCCUCGGGUAAUUUAUGUCAACAAGCUAGACCGUGAUGGCGCUGCAUUUGGCCGGACGGUGCGAGAAGUCAGCACUCGCCUGGGUGUCUAUCCAGCAGUCUGCCAGAUUCCGUGGUUCCAUGGAGGCAACGGUCCCUUCGUUGGCGUGGCGGAUGCGAUCAAUCUCCAGGGGCUACGAUGGAAGGAAGGCGAGGAUGGCCGCACAGUGAAGAUGUCCAACCUUGAGCAACUGGAGGCAGAAGAGCCGGCCCUGGCAGCAGAGCUGCGACGGGCUCGGAUCGCCCUAGUCGAGCUGCUUAGUGAGCACGAUGAAGACAUCGUUGAAAAGUUCUUUGAGUGUGAAGAAGAUCAUCUCGCGGUCUUGCCGGCUGAUAUCAUUGCGAGCUUGCGCCGGUGCGUAUUGGAUCAAAGCAGUCGGAUCGUCCCUCUAUUCGCAGGUGCCAGUUUCCGGAACAUGGGUGUCCAACCAUUGCUGGAUUCUGUCGUGAACCUUCUUCCUAGUCCGCCGGAAGCACCUGACCCGGAAGUUAGCAUCAGUGGUGUCAAAGGAGGUCUUCGGGACCUGCUGUCGGGCGACUUGAUCGUCGAGCAGAGCAAGAAAGCAUCCGUACCAGCUAAAGGGAAGCAACCGAAGAGAAAGCAUGGGGCCCUGCAAAGCAGCUCAAGGGACGCGAUCAGCAAACUUCAGAGCUGUGCAUUGGCGUUCAAAGUCGUCAACGACGCGAAGAGAGGAGUCCUGGUCUAUGUCCGGGUAUACUCCGGUUCUCUAGAUCGCAACAGCCUGCUCUACAACACAAACCUGCAGAUAUCCGAGCGAGCUCCACGACUGCUGAAGAUGUACGCCAAUGAUGCCGUGGAAGUGGAUUCAAUUCCCGCCGGCCACAUCGGAGUCGUAGUCGGGCUCAAACAAACCCGAACUGGCGAUACCCUCGUGUCAUACUCCGGAAACAAAGCUACUCCCCCGGAACCACUGAUAAGCCUCCAACUCCGACCAAUUGCCGUCCCACCACCAGUAUUCUUCACCAGCGUUGAGCCGCACAGCCUAAGCGAAGAGAAGCGCAUGCACGAAUCACUCGCCCUUCUCCUCCGCGAAGACCCCAGUCUCCAUGUCAGUGUAGACGAAGAAUCAGGCCAGACCCUGCUAAGCGGCAUGGGUGAGCUACACCUCGAAAUCGCCCGUGACCGACUUAUCAACGAUCUCAAAGCCAAAGCCUCAAUGGGUCGCAUCGAGAUCGGCUACCGAGAAUCCACACUCGGCAUCUCCAAGCCCAUAACGAAACUCUUCGACAAGGAAAUCGCCGGUCGAAAGGGCAAAGCAUGCUGCACAGCAGUCGUAGAGCCCCUAGACGAACAAUCCACUCCCCAAGAACAAGACGAAGCCACCCUCCUCGACGAAACCUACGACGGCAACCAAAUCAUCGUGCGCGCCCCAGGCCUCCAAAUCGACCGUUCCUCCCGCACCGACGAAGAAACAAGCCCCUUCCUCCCACCAGGCAUGGACACCGUCACGUUCCGCACAGCGCUACAGAACGGAGCCAUGGCAGCUCUCGCCCGCGGGCCCCAAUUCACCUUCCCGAUGCACAACACCCGCGUGACACUGACCAUAAACCCAGCCACGGAUCUCUUCGGCAACGAAACAACGACUUCCGCUCUAUCCUCCGCCGCACGUCAAGCCACCGCAGCCGCGCUGCAGGAUGUGCAGUUUGGCGCGGGGACGACGAUGAUGGAGCCGGUCAUGAACGUGAUUAUCAGCGUCGACGAGGCGAGUCUCGGCUCCGUCGUGCAUGACAUUUCCUCCUCCCGCGGUGGCCAUAUUAUUUCGCUCGACGAGGAGGUGCCGUUGGCCGGUACGGACGCGGCGGGGACUUCUGAGUCUGCUCUUGAGGAAGAAGCGCCACCGCCAAUCGAUCCUAGUCGUGUUUAUGCGCCGCCGGAUCCGUUCGAGACGCCUUCUGUUGGGGAGGAGAUUCCUGCUGCUGCUAGUCGUCCACGCACGAUUAUUGCUAAGGUGCCGCUUAAGGAGAUGGUUGGGUAUCUCAGGCAUUUGCGAAGCUUGACUGCUGGUCGUGGCACUUUUGUUAUGACUGUUGAUCGGUUUGAGAAUAUGUCUGCUCAGAGACAGAAGGCUGUGCUUACGGAGUUGAGGGGCGGCUUUUGA